AUGUUUGCCCUUCCUUCCUCGUUAAAGAUUUUUGGUACUCUGCGAAACAGAACAGAGCGUUUAAUGAAUUUCGGUAUGAUGGGAUGCACAGGAUCCAUAUUAUACUUAUUUUAGCCCGAAAUAUGUUUAUUCAAGUUGAAGAAACGCCGAAUCCGAUGACUCUAAAGUUCCUACCCGGCCAGAAAAUCUUGAAUGAGCCCAGAACAUAUGAUUUUACUUCCAUCUCUUCGGCGAAAGCCAGUCCUUUAGCCUUGUAAGUGGAAUGAUUGUGUGUAAUGUGGUAUUGUUAGACAAUUGCUCCGAGUUCAUGGAGUAAAGGCAGUUUUCUUUGGAGAAGAUUUUGUUACAGUCACCAAGACGAGCGAGGAUGAAGAAUGGGCUUUAAUAAAGCCAGACGUCUUCGCGACUCUUAUGGAUUAUCUUCAGAGUGGAAGACCGGUAAUCGCGGACGAAGCAGCAAAUAAAAUCACGGAUACCAGUGAGGGAAAAAGGUCAAAUAACACUUGUUUCAGCCAUCCUCGAUACUGAUGAUGAUACCGUAGCCAUGAUCAAGGAGUUAUUGGAGAGCAGAAUAAAACCGAUGGUCCAAGAAGAUGGAGGAGAUGUCAUCUUUAAGGGCUUUAAUGAUGGAGUUGUCAAAUUGAAGUUACAAGUAAUGUAUCAUUAAGUAAUAACAGUGGUUUUAAGGGAUCUUGCACUGGUUGUCCAAGCUCUGCGGUCACAUUAAAGUCUGGGAUCAAGAAUAUGAUGCAAUUUUAUGUUCCAGAGGUACAAGAUGUGAUCGAAGUGAAGGAUGAAAGCGAUGAUGUUGUGGAAAAACAUUUCGAAAAAGUCGACGCCGGGAUUAAAAAGUUAAACUAA
This is a messenger RNA of Bursaphelenchus xylophilus (pine wood nematode), 861 nucleotides long. The record is from the annotation of a GenBank genome assembly. NCBI's taxonomy places the organism in Eukaryota, Metazoa, Nematoda, Chromadorea, Rhabditida, Aphelenchoididae.